UUUCAGUUGCUGUUUGACUGCCGGACGAGUUUGUUGUGCAUUUUUUUUUGGUGCGCGGCGUGCCACGGAUUACAACCACAACCACAACUACAAAAACACACACUCAGCGGUCAAAUUCAGUUUUGUUUUUUUUCGUUACCCAACUCGCAAGUGCCGUGCAAUUAUUUGUUCUAAUUUUGUUAACCGUAAUUUAAAAGCGUCGACGCUUUUUGACAAACCACCAGACGCAACAACCAAAUCAGCGUUAAAAAGAAAAAGAAUCACAAACAACGAACCAGUGAGAAAGAGGGGAGAGGAGAAGAGAGCGGCAGAAGACACUGCGGAUGAAAUGUAGCAGAAUUCUUCUUCUUCUAAUGUUUUAUGUGCGGUGACGAAGUGACGCCAAAAGAAAUCGAGAGAAGAGAGUAGAGAAGACGGAGAAUAAGGAGAAAGACGGCAGAAGAAAGAGCUCAAAAAACAUAAAACACAAACUCACACGCUGGCAGAACGGUUCACUGUUCACUGAAACGCAAGGCAACAACAAAGCAACAAUGAAUCAACCGGUUUAAAGACCACAUCCACUUCCAACAGCCCGCCAAAUCCGAGAUCCAGAGAUCGUCAUCACAAUAGCGGAACCCAAGGCGAAGGAGAUCGGAAACGUAUAGUUCCACACCCUUUAGACCUGACCCGACCUGACCGGAGGAUAGUGAUCCGAGAGCCGCGAAAACAAACACAUCGGAGCCAUGGACUGGGCCGAAGGGGAUCUGGUCUGGUUCGACCCAGGCAUGGGACAUCCCAUUCCCGGGGAGAUCCAGGAGGUGCACCGCGCUGCUCAGGUGAUCGUCGUCCAGGCGCUCAUCAAAGGAAAGAUGCGCAUCGUUCGGUUCCACCUGGAGCCGUGGCAGCGGGGCGGCGGGGGAUCGGUGACGCCCAGUCCCGCCCAGUCGCCCUCGCUGGCGCUCCUCUCGCCGCACGUCCUGCGCCGUCAGCGUCCCGCCAGUCUCGAGGAUCUGGAGGAUCUGCCGCAUCUCUCGGCCAAACAUCCGGCCUUGCCCUCCAGUCGCCUGCGACGCCUCAAGUGCCGAUAUCCGCAGGUGGUCAAGCGACUGUCCACCCUCUGCAGCGAUACGAUAGCGCGCCAUCCACAGACGUUCGCCCUGCAACCGGGUGAGGGCAGCCUCCGGGCUCGCCAGGAUCUGGGUAGCAGCGGUGUGGAGGACAUGACCCUACUGGACGACCUGCACGAGGCGUCGUUGCUGUGGAAUCUGCGCCUGCGCUACGACAAGGGUCUGAUCUACACGUUCGCCGGCAGCAUCCUGAUCGCGGUGAAUCCCUACAAGAUGUUCCCAGACGCCUACGGUCUGGAGGUGGCCAAGCAGUAUGCCGGCCGCCCACUGGGCUCCCUGCCGCCCCACCUGUUUGCCAUUGGAGCUGCGGCGCAUGCGGCCCUGCCCUCGCCCCAAGUGGUGGUCAUAUCCGGGGAGAGUGGCUCAGGGAAGACGGAGUCCACCAAGCUGGUGAUGCAGUACCUGGCAGCCGUGGUGCCCGGCGGAGGAUCCGCCUCGGCGGUCAUAACCGAGCAGAUACUGGAGGCGGCACCGCUGCUGGAGGCCUUUGGCAAUGCGCGCACCGCCCGGAACGACAAUAGCUCCCGGUUCGGCAAGUAUCUGGAGGUGUACUUCAAGAGUGGCGCCAUCGUGGGCGCCAAGAUCACGCAGUACCUGCUGGAGAAGUCGCGCAUCGUGACGCAGGCGCCUGGGGAGAGGAACUACCACGUGUUCUACGAGCUGCUGGGCGGACUGUCCGAAGCGGAGCGAUCCAAGUACGGACUGCUGGAGGCGGACAAGUACUUCUACCUGAACCAGGGCGCCACGGACUGUGCCAGCGGUCGCGUGGACUGGGCGUCGCUGCAGGGCGCCAUGCAGGUCCUCGGAGUCUCCGAGGGCGAGCGAGAGGGCAUCGUGCGUGUCCUGGCUGCAGUGCUGCACCUGGGCAACGUCUACUUCCACCGCAGGCAGCUGCGACAUGGCCAGGAGGGCGUGGAGGUGGGCUCCGAUGCGGAGAUCAAGUGGGCCGCCCACCUGCUGCACAUCAGCGCCGAGGGACUGCACCGGGCACUGACCAGUCGCACCACGGAAGCACGAGCGGAGCGGCUGCACACUCCGCUCGGCAUCGACCAGGCCCUGGAUGCCCGAGAUGCCUUCGCCAAGGCUCUGUACGCCGGCCUCUUCAAUUGGCUCGUCUCGCGGAUCAACUCCAUUGUGCAGAAGGGCGGCACCCACGAUGCCCACCGCAUCAGCAUCCUGGACAUCUUCGGGUUCGAGGACCUGGCCGAGAACAGCUUCGAGCAGCUGUGCAUCAACUAUGCGAACGAGAACCUGCAGUUGUACUUCAACAAGCACGUCUUCAAGCUGGAGCAAGCGGAGUACGCCCGCGAGCGCCUGGAGUGGACUCCCCUGGCCUGGGACGACAACCUGCCGGUGAUCCAUCUGCUGGCCAAGAAGCCGGUGGGCAUAUGCCAUCUCCUGGACGACGAGUCCAAUUUCCCGCGUGCCACCGAUCUGAGUUUCCUGGAGAAGUGCCACUACAAUCAUGCGCUGAGCGAGCUAUAUGCUCGUCCGCGGAUCGGUGCCCAGGAGUUCGGGGUAACGCACUAUGCGGGUCAGGUGUGGUACUGUGUGGAUGGCUUCCUGGACAAGAAUCGGGAUGCGCUGCGAGGCGAUGUCCUGGAGUUAUUGGCCUCCAGUCGGCUACCCUUGGUAGGCGAAUUGACCAAGCAGCUUCGUGCCCAGAGAGACGCCGGCAAGACCCUGCCGAAGGGCAGCAACGGGCGAUUCGUCACAAUGAAGCCACGCACACCCACGGUGGCGGCCAGAUUCGCCGACUCACUGCAGCAGUUGCUCCAGUCGAUGGGCAGGUGUCAUCCGUGGUUCGUGCGCUGCAUCAAACCGAACCAGGAGAAGCACGCCCUGCGGAUGGACAUGCCGUGUGUGCUGCAACAGCUGCGCUACCUGGGCAUGCUGGACACCAUUCAGAUCCGGCAGCGUGGCUAUCCGGUGCGCCUGCGCUUCCAGCACUUCGUGGAACGGUACAGGCAUCUGCUGGCCUCGCCCCUGGCCAGGGGCACACCCUAUCGGGAACUCUGUCGAGCCCUCUUGGAGGCCAUGCCGCGGACCGGAGUGGAGGGCCCGGACUACCAGCUGGGGGCCACGCGUGUCUUCCUGCGCGAGGCUCUGCAUCGGGCGCUGGAGAGCGGACGGACAGAGCGACUGCGUCGGGCGGCGGUCAGUGUGCAGCGGCAUGUGCGGGGAAUGCUGGUCCGCCGCCAGUUGGCUCGUCGCCAGGCGGCCGCCACCCGACUCCAGGCCCGUUGGCGGGGUCAAAGGGCACAGCAACGCUUCGAUCGCCUCCGCAAGGGAGCCCUUACCGCGCAGAGACUCUGGCGGGGACGCCAGGCCAGGAGGAGGGUGCACCAACUGCGCUCGGACCACCGACGAAGACAAGAGGCGAGGGAGGCCGCUCAGCGAGCUCGCGAGGCCCGGGAGGCCAAGCAGGCUGUCCUAGAGAGAAGCCAACUGAGCUACCUGGACAUACCCGCCGAACUGGCCUUCAUCUACUCCAAGCUGCAGGGCUGGUCCCCUCCGCACGGGGACCGCCACCUGGUGAAGGUGCUCGGCACGGUUCCUGGUCCCCCGUCCUCGGCCGUCCAGCUACCCGAGGAUCUGGGUCAGUUCUCCUUCGGUAAGUUCAGCAGUGUCUACUGCAAUGGCCUGAGACUGCAGCCGAGGCGGGAACCCAUCACAGCUCCCCUGCUCACCAGAGCUGCCUCCAGGGAUCAGGACUUCCAGGACGCCCUGGCCGUGUUUAAGUUGAUCCUCCGCUGGAGCAACGACAAGGCUCUGGAGGGCGCCAAGGAGAAGCUGUUGGCCGACUACAUUGUGCACAAGGCACUCAGCUCCAGGGGCUUGAGGGAUGAGAUCCUGGUGCAGCUGUGCAACCAGGUGCACGGCCUACCGCCCACUUCCGUGGAGGCCACGCGACUGUGGCAGCUUCUGGGCCAGUGCCUCUGUUGCUUCCAGCCCAGCGCCGCCUUCAGCAAGUAUCUGAUGCGAUUCGUGGACGACGAGGCUCCGGCAUCCCUGCGACCCCUCCUCCUGAGGCAGUUGCUCCGCCAGCAGGGCGGUGGCUCGUCGGGUGCCGCAGUGGGUGGCGGCGGUGCCAGCCGCAGCUUCGUGCCCGCUUGGCUGGAGUGGCGUGCCUGGACCAGGGGCUGCGACAUGGCCCUGCCCUUGACCCUUCCGGACGAGGCCAGCCAGACGGUGGCCGUGGAUUCGUGGACCAGUUGCGAGGAGGCCGCUGCCCUGGCCGUCUCUUCGCUGGGCGUGGCCAGUCGGGGAUGGACCUUGGUGCUGGACGAUGGCCAGCAGCUCACAGACAGCUGCGGCUUGGACUACGUGAUGGAUUUGAUUGCGGAGAAGGAACUGUGUCCCGCUUUUCCCGCUCCCCGGAGCGAUCUGUUGCGUUCGGGCGCCAAGUUUGCUAGGACCACUCUGCCGGAAGCAGUCAAACGUCCGGCAGUUCCGCCGCCCGCUCCGCCCACAUCGAGUGCCAAGGAGGAGGUGCCGCGGGAGCGGAGGAGCAGCCGGGAGCUGCUCUCCCGGAGCUCGGCGCUCAACGAGCGCUACUUCGAACGUGAGCCAAGUCCGGGACCCGGCCAGGGAUCGAGUCCGAGCCAGGCCAAGUCGCGCUCCAAGUCACUGGACGAUCUGCUGGCCGGUGAUAUUGUUCCCGUGCCCCCGGACUGCGAUUCCCAGGAGCCCCUGCACACACUGGGACUCUCGGAGAGUCGCCUGAACGACCGCUACCACUCGGCGGAGCGUCUUGCUCCCAUGGGCAAGGAGACCGCUCCGCGUUACCAGAAGUCCCAGCACGCUGGUCGCCGAUCGCACGCCGCUUCCCAUGGCUCACACUCGAGCAAGUAUGCGGAUAAGGCGGAGUACGCCACCAGAUCAUCGGCCAUGUCGGACACGAGUGAGGCUCCGUCUCUGGCCUCCCAUGUGCGGCGUGUGAGGGUUCCCUCGCAGGCCUCGGACGUGGACCAGUUCCUGGACGAUCUGUUUAGUCCAGUGCUAGACGGCUCCCUGGACGAGCUGUCCGAUGCCAGAUCCUUGGCUGCCAGCAUCCGAGGUGGCUGCUAUCAACUGGAGAAUGAGAACGAAAUGGAAUCUGAGAUCGACGACUUGGAUGACUAUAUCAAUGAUAUAUUCCAGCCAAUACCCUUAGUCGAGGACCUGGAUAGGCUGGCCAGCAAGGAUCAGUUGGCGGCCAUCAUCAAGGGAGGCGGGAAACCAAGUACCCACGAGGAGAGGGAGGAGGAAUCGGAAAUCGAGGACCUAGAUGAUUUUAUCAACGAGCUCUUCCAGCCCAUACCAGUGCCCGAAAGCCUGGACAAACUGACCAGCAAGGAUCAGCUAGCCGCAAGCAUUCGCGGAGGCGGCAGCACGGACAGCAACGGAGCCGACCCGCUGCUCCAUCAGCUGAUGCAGCUGCCGGGGGAGCCGGAGUCCGGUCCCGCUCUGUAUCAGCAGCAGGUGCAGCGCGCCUUCCUGCAAUCCGCAAUGGCCCAGAACCUGCAGAUCCAGCAGCAACUGCUGGCCCAAAACCAGGCCCUCCAGACCCUUCUCAGCCAGCAGGCGGCGGCGGCCAACAGCUCCGCCUCACCGCCACCGGCUCCUCCCGUUUUGGGCAGCCUGUCCAUCUCGCCACCGCCACCACAAUCCCCACUGCGGAUGAAGACCACGCGUAGCAGCCUGGUGGUGAUGGAGGCGCUGCAGCCACCGCCACCACCUCCACCGCCGCCCAUGCCGCCGCCGCUGGAGUGCAAGGAUCCCUCGGAGACGCGCCACUUCCUGGAUCCCUACGGCAGGGCCAAGACCGUGCGGAUUGGCAAGUGGCGCUGGCCACCGCCGCAGGACGAGCCCCAGUUCCAGAGCGAGGAGGACUUCUUCGCCUUCAAGAUGCGCCAGCACCAGCGCAAGACCACGCCGCAGGCCCAGCACCACCAGCUGGCCAGCAAUGGCCUGGAGCCGGGCCCAUUGGCACGCGGCUCCUCGGCCACGGCCAUCGAGUGGGAGGAGUUCGAGAUCGACAGUCCCACACCGCCGCCCAUGAGCGGCCAGAUGAUGCGGAGCAGCAUCCGGCUGGAGACCACCACCACGACAACCACGUCGGCGGUCAGGGAGAGCAGGGACAGCAGGGAUGCCCAGGAGGCGGGACAGCCGAUGCAGAGUGUGGUCACCACCAAGCUGGCCAAGAAGAGCUUCGAGAUCGGAGCAGAUCGUCCGCCGCCAGGAAGUGUGGGCAAGCUCAAGCUCAGCUCCGAGAUGCGCCAGCGCCUGGAACAGGUCACUGCUGGCCAUUCGGUGAGGUCCACCGUUUCCACCAAGUCGGAGCAGCGAGCUCCGGCCAAGCUGGAGGACACGCGCAAGCUUAUGCUGCAGCAGCAGCUGGGCGGACUCUUCGCCAGCGUGACUGGUGGUAAUGCUGGCCCAGGCGGCGGUGGUGGAACCGAUUCCCAUGCCACCGUGCGCACACAGAUUGAGCGGAUGGAGGGCAAGCUGUCGCCACCGCCGGCUCCUCCCUCGGGCGGCUGGCCGGGAGUGCUCCUGCCCCCGGCGCCCAGUGUUCCGGCACCGCCACCGCCCAUCCGACCACCCAGCAUGGCGCCACCCGCGCCGCCCCCGGCUCCCCAGAGCCCGCCCACGCCCAGGAGCCCCGAACCGGAGCCGGACUACCGCACCUCGAGCAGCCAGGUGGUCAAGGAGCAUGUGCCCGCCUUCAUUCAGCGCCAGGAGCGCGACACCUUCGGUGCAGUGCGUCAGCAGCAGAUGAUCAGCAGCCACCACCUGCACCUGGAGGACCACUCGGCCUCCUCCUCCCCGGCGGCCGCUGCCUGGGACCAGGCGGAGCGCGAGCGGUCCCGCAGCCGGAGCAGGAGCCGCGACCGCGAGGACUACUCCGAGUCGGUGUGGGAUCGGGCGGAAGUGGAGGGACCCGCCUCCGGCAGCGGCAGCGAGAAGGAGCGCGAGAAGCGGGAGCGUGAACGCGAGCGUCUCUACGAGAUCCGCCAGGUGGAGCGGGAGCGGGAGAGCCACAAGGUGUACCAGCCGGCACCGCCGCGCGUGAUCCAGGCCAGCCUGGACACCACCGGCGGCCACCGCCGGGAGGACCGCAGCGGCGGCCUGGCCACCUUCCGCACCCACAUGGCCCAGAAGUACGAGCACGAGCGCAAGCGCAAGAGCUCGGCCAGCUCCGGGAUGCGCGAGGAGCUGGACUCGAUGCACAUGACCACGCCGCCGCCCGUUAUUGUUCCGGCUCCGGUGCCGCCGCCCUCGUCCCAGUCCAGUCCCGGACUGGGUGUGGUCUCCUCCGGGGUGCUGAUGGGAUCGGGAGCGGGUGCCAGUGCCAGUGCCAGCAGUGCCUGCUUGACCUACAACCGGGUGCCGUGGAAGCUGCGCGUGCGCAAGGAGGUCUUCCAGCCGCACGAGCCCAUUGGCCCGCCGGUGGCCCUGGACCUGCUCUUCGCCCAGGUGCUGGGCGACGUCUUCGGGGUGACUCCCUGCCUGCGGAUCACGCCGCAGGAGAAGAGCUCGGCCCUGAACAUGCUGCACGGCCAUGGCGUGAGCGUGGACACGCUCUCCAAUCGCAAUGGAUCCGGCACCGGGGGAGGUGGAACUGGGGGGCAGGUCCGGGCACUGGUCAAGCGACACCUGGUGGACAUGGCUCGCGACUGGCCGCUGUACUUCGCCCGACUCUUCGCCGUCCAGGGAGCACCGCUCUAUCCCGACGUCAGCAUCAUGGGCGUCUCCCACAAUGGGCUGUACCUGGCCCGCCGCGACGCCGACUACCUGAUCGUGGUGCAGGCCAUCUCCUUCGGCGAGAUCCAGAGCGCCGUCACCCUGCCGCGUCCGGCGGCCCUGCAGCUCAAUCUCCGGAACGGGAAGCACCUGGCUCUCCAUGCCGCCCGCGCCGCCGCCAUCCAGUCGAUGGUCACCAGCUUUGUCCUGGAGUUCCGCAAGUCACAAUCGAAGGGCUCCACGCUGUCGUCGGGCGCCCGAGCCGCCGCCCAGACCCUGAAUGUGCCGCUGGAGCGCCUGGAGUCCCGCCAGGCGCACGCCCAGCGCAACGAGCACGGCGUGGAGGGCGGAUCGCGCCAGAUCGAGUCACUGCAGCAGCAGGUGCAGCAGGCCGAUCUGCACCACCACCUGCAGCUCCACCAGCAGCAGCAGCAGCUGGAGGAUGCACUGGAGGAGCAGCAGAUGGCCGUUGAUCACCAGCAGCAGCAGCAGCAGCAGCAGGGUCAGCAGCAGCGCUUCCUCAAGCAGCAGAGCUACCUGCACUCCGCCCGCAAGUCGAACGCUGGCCAGCAGCCCUCCUCCCUGACCAACGGACAGGUGCACCAGCAGGAGCAGCUCCUCCAGCAGCAGCAGCAGCAGUCGCAGUCCCUGCCGCACCACGACCUGGACGCCAACUAUCUGCAGGAGGAGGCCAACGGCGGCACUCCGCCCUCGGUCACCAAGUACUCGCUGCUCCAGUUCGCCAUGCAGCACUUCCGCAACGACCAACUAAGGGACGCUGACCGGCACCAUGAGCGGCACCAGUCCGCCGCGAACCGUUCUUACGCGGAGCUGGUCAAGUGGCAGGGCCACGCCAUACGCCUGCCGCUCCUCCGACUCCCAAAUGACCUGGCGCCACUGGCGCUCGAGUGCUUCGACUGCAUCCUGCGCUACUGCGGCGACAUCCCGCUGGAUCCCGACCUCACCGAGGUCAAGUGCGUCUACACCGUACUCAUGCAUUGUCACAAAUACUUGGCGCUGCGCGACGAGGUCUACUGCCAGCUGAUGAAGCAGACAACGGCCAACCGGUCACCGUGUCCGGAUAGCUCACAACGCGCCUGGCGCCUCCUCAGCAUUCUGGCGGCGUACUUCGGCUGCUCGGACGCACUGCGUCCCUACCUGAUGGAGCACCUGACCUCGGCGGCCUCCGAUCGGCGGCGGUCCUGUCACGGCACGGCGGCCGUUUGCCUCACCAAUCUCCGCAAGACGGCCCGCUGCGGUGGCCGAAAGAAUGUGCCGAGUGUGGAGGAGGUGACCGCCGUGUCCGCCGGCCGUUCGGCCCGCCGGCAGAUCUACCGCCUGCCCGGAGGAGCGGAGCGAGUGGUCAACACCCGCUGCUCCACCGUGGUGGCCGACGUCAUCGCCGAGCUGUGCGCCCUGCUGGGCGUGGAAUCGGAGGCCGAGCAGCAGGAGUUCUCCCUGUACUGCAUCGUCCAAGGCGACGCCUUCACCAUGCCGCUGGCCGCCGACGAGUACAUCCUGGACGUGACCACGGAGCUGCUCAAGUCCGGGCAGCCCUUCUACCUGAUCUUCUGCCGCUCCGUGUGGCACUUCGCCUUGAAGCGGGAACCAGCUCCGAUGCCCCUGUACGUGGAGGUGCUCUUCAACCAGGUGGCUCCGGACUAUCUGGAGGGUCUGCUGCUGGAACUGCCCGGCAACGGGGUGCCCGUGCCGGAGAUGGUCAGGGAUAUGGCACGGAUCGCCGCCCUGCUGCACCGUGCCGCCGAUCUGAGUCACGUGCCCGCGAUGAAGGAGAUCAAGUUUCUGCUGCCCAAGCCGGCGCUGGGAAUCCGUGAGAUCCGACCCGCCCAGUGGGUGGGCCUCGUCCAGUCGGCGUGGCCACAGGUGGCCAACUUGAGUCCCGGCCAGGUGAAGGCGCAGUUCCUCAACGUGCUGGCCACCUGGCCGCUCUUCGGGAGCAGCUUCUUCGCCGUGAAGCGCAUCUGGGCGGAGGAAGGGCCGCAUGUGGAGGACAACCACAGUCCCAUGUGGCGCGACCUCAUCCUGGCGCUCAACCGACGCGGCGUCCUCUUCCUGGAUCCCAACACCCACGAGACCCUGCAGCACUGGAGCUUCAUGGAGGUGAUCUCCACGCGCAAGGUUCGCUCGGAGGACGGCGCCCUCUUCCUGGACAUGAAGGUGGGCAACCUGAUGCAGCAGCGCGUGAUCCGCGUCCAGACGGAGCAGGCUCACGAGAUCUCGCGCCUGGUGCGCCAGUACAUCACCAUGGCCCAGAUCAGUCAGCGCGACAAGCGGGAGCUCAACUAGGGCCCGAAAGGUGGCUCUUUGCUGCCCAUACCCAUAAUUAUUAUUAUUCGUAUCGAUAUUGUAUUGAGUUAUUCUACCAAUAAUUUCACAAACAUUUUUUUGUCGUUUCGUAAGUCCCUUACCAGAUACAUAUAUUUAUUAACGCCCAUAUGCAAGAUACAUAUGUAUGUUUAGAUGUUUAUGUUGUGCUGGUUUCUGUGCCCCAAACCCCGAACCACUCCCCCAACUCGGUGGCGCUACGAUGGCCAUAUAGAUCCCUCUUCAACCCGCUCGAAAUCCCUCUUGUCCUAAGUUUAAGCGAACCAAGUGCAAUCCGAGUGCUGGAAUUGAACUCCCCCGGCUCUGAGUCCAACCUAUUGGUCCCCUCCUCAUUUCGUUUCAACGAUUUCGUGUAGCACUUAAGAUUAGCAAACUUUAUUAUUAUCAUUUUUUUUUGACAUUUGUUAAAUCGAAAAUUGCUUAGUUUAAUCCCUAAAAUUAUCAUAAAUAAAUACAAUUUAUAUAUGUAUAUCUAUCGCAAAA
Messenger RNA from Drosophila rhopaloa, 10664 nucleotides. It is a transcript of the gene Myo10A, whose product is annotated as unconventional myosin-XV. The transcript is spliced from 8 exons. The coding region runs from base 723 to 10142 and encodes 3139 amino acids. Lineage: Eukaryota; Metazoa; Arthropoda; Insecta; Diptera; Drosophilidae. The record is from RefSeq and is a predicted model, not a curated record. Gene Ontology annotation, cellular component: cytoskeleton; myosin complex. Gene Ontology annotation, molecular function: ATP binding; protein binding; cytoskeletal motor activity.